Molecule: messenger RNA, 8109 nt
Organism: Hylaeus volcanicus
Lineage: Eukaryota; Metazoa; Arthropoda; Insecta; Hymenoptera; Colletidae
Gene: pxb
Exons: 7
Coding region: 1765-3321 (518 amino acids)
Source: RefSeq, a predicted model, not a curated record
UUUCGUAAACUGAUCUUAUCGACGCACCAUUGUUGCCGUUGUUAAUUUUAUCUCCACGAUUCCAAGCUCCGCUGUUGGAGUCAGCUGUUCCUAGUCGGAAGAACGCAUGGCUAGGCUCGUGACCCACAUCCCACUCGCGAGUUUCGUUGCUCUUCACGCUGUGUCGCGCUCGCGAUCUCGUCGAGACGAUAAGGAGACGGAUGUUGCGUACCGUCGCGUCGCUGACGCUCUAAUCCAGUUUCCUGCGCGCGAAUCCAGACCGGAUGCGACACGGAUAGCUAAUUAGGUGUUUCGCAGCUAACCAAGUUGUAUACGUUUUCCUGUCAUCGAAUUGUUAUUGCGGGAGCUCGUAGAAUUGCUCCAGGUGAGCGAAGAGUACACAGUGAAAAGAAAUUGUCUUUUAACAAUUAUCAUAGAAUUUUAUUUAAAAGUCAAUGUUACCAAAGUUCUUUCCAAACAACCCUUUACGUUAAUGCACCUCGAAUUGCACUGUUUUUCCGUCUUCCCUCUAUUGCACCUUACAUGUACAACCCUCUUGCGCUCCUCGCACCUAGGUUCAUCUAAAAAAGAAGAGACAACUCCCCCAAGAUCUCCAGUCCGUCGACGUUAAACAAUUUCCGUCCCGACAAUAGAGACGCGUCACUUUGCGCGACGACUUUGUCUACUCCCGCGGAAUCGUCAGAGUGUCCUGUCGCUCGCAUUGUGCCCGCCGACACGAGAACACCCCUGCAAACCCUCGUCGGAGGGCACCACGGUGCAGGCAAAGGGCGCACAACGCGUAGCUUUCGAACCUGGACUCAGCGGGCACGCACACACCCUCCGACCGAUGUUUCCUUUUUUCCCCAACGAGUCCCAACCGUGUUCACGGCUCUAAAAGGACGACACGGUUCUUCGUCCUCUUCCCUCCGUUUAGCACCCUCGACGCUCGCUCUUUCGCGCUCUCGUGAAAGGAGUCUGCCACGCACCACGAAGAAAGAAGAGUCGUACUCGAAGAGUGGGGGAUUGCUAGCGUAGCAACGCGAAUGGAGGGGUGAAAUUCUAAGGGUGGGGGAAACCAGCAACGCGAUAGUGGAUAGAGAGCGAGAACGGUGGGGGGUUAGGCACCGAGCAAAGCCUCCGAGCGAUCGGGCGAAAGCAGGGAGCAACAGUGUGCCGCGCGCCGCCGACAAGAGAACGUCGUUACUUGCGUUCCCGUCGUCGUGGUUGCUGAACGCGCGUGUUUCGAGUUCGAGGGUGCGAGAAACUAGCAAGCGCAACGUCCAAUUAGAUUCCCAUGCACACGACCUUCCUGAAUCGCGAGUUCUCGGUGCGCGAGUGCGACUUCAAUGUCGUUCUUUUUUUUUUUUUUUUUUUUGGAGCAGUUCGACUCAGUGAAAUUUCCGUGCCUGGUGAGAGAUAGGCAAGAUCACGAGUGCGACGAAUAGUGAGUCCUUUCCAUCCAGUCUGGAUUAUCGUGCUCGCUGACGACUGUGCUCCAAAAACGUCGAGUCGUUUCUCCGCGAAGGGACGAACGUGUGAUUGAAGUGAUCUAUAUAGAAGUGAACCGCGACUCGAGAAACGUACGUUCAGUGGCAAAGUGAUCGGUGAUGAGAGUACAAACGGAGUAAUAUAUUCUUCGGAAGAUCGGGAAAUCUGAGUUUGCCGGUCGGUGCGCAGAGGGCCAGGACUCCAGCCACGAGGGAGGCCACCACGUUCUCGAAGGAAAUGCGCUGCUAGCAAACCGGCAAGGUGUCGCCCGAAUUCUUGAGCACGCUGAGGUGGAGGAUGGAGGAGCUGGAGACGUUGGAGAGCACGGAGUGCCCCGAGUGCCCGGGCCCACCCCCUGAGUUCCGGUUGCCGCCACCCCCUCGGCCACCCUUCCUCACCGACGGCACCUUCUGCUCGGAGGAACCCCUCACCGAGAUCGAAGACUGCGUCGCCAUUCCGAUGAUCGAUGCGUCGUACCAUACGAAUCCAUCGUUGCAGAGCACCGCCUUGAUCAUCACCUGUGCGGUGGUGCUGCUCCUGAUGGCAGCGAUCGUCUCCGUCGUCUUCUGGAAGCACAAGCGGAAAGUGCAGAACCUGUUACCGUGCAAGAGCGCAGCAGGAGCAGCGGCGGCGGCGGCCGCAGCCGCGGCUGGCGGCAGGAAUCGCGUGUUGGGCGACGGGCAGCCGCACGCCGGCACCGGAAGCGCGGGUGGCGCGGUGCUGUACGAGGACCUGCCGGAACCCGUGACGCACUCGCAGCUGCACAAUCACCUGCCCAGCCACCACCCUGGCCAGGCGCCGACGAUCGAGAUGCUGGACGUCAAGGACACAGGCAGAGGAGUAUUCGUGUGCAGCAGUCCGGGUCCUGAUCCUUACACGUCGCAGGACCUGUAUAAUCCAGUCUACGAGGAGCUCAGCAACGGGGACCAUCCGGAAACGGACGAGGAGAGCGAGCUGAACGCUCGGAACCGGCUGCACCAUCAUCAUCGGCAUCAUCAUCGGCCGACGUCGUCGUCGAAGCCAGCCAGCGAGGACGAGUUCGCCGAGGACGAGCUCUCAGUUGGCGAGCCGUCCGAGGCGAGGAUGCUCACCUCGAGCGGGCCCACCUGGGGCACGUGUCCUGCUGGUGGCAGGCCACCGCGGGAGAGACGCGGUAGGAGCCCCAGGAGCCUCGAUAGACGCAGACGAGACAAGAACCACGAUGUGGGCGAGUUCCACGAGGGGAUGCUCCUGGACGCGUUGCUGCAGCUCUACCCUAGCGUCGCUGGCGUGGCUGGCACCCGAACCAAUAGCAAUUACCGCCAACAGUCCGUCCCAUCGGUGGCCCACAGAUUACCGUACUUCGUGCCCCCGAUGCCAGCGACCCAGGCCCUCCGAGUCGAGGAGAACCCGUACGAGAGCGUUCCGGUGUUGGGACCCCUGCACCACUACUCCAGCCAAGGCAGAAGCAACAAGGACAGGUCUCGCAAGUCGAACGACAAGUACAAGUACUCCUCGCAGUACGGGGCCGAGUACUACGGGCUCCAGAACCAGGACACCGCUCCUGUCUACACGCAAGUGGGGGCCGAAUACUCGGACACCUACUCGCAGCCUACGGAUCGGCUCUACAACGAGGACAAGUACACGCAACCCGUGUACUACGGGCCCAGGGACGGCGAUCAGAUCACCACGGGCAGGCUGUACCAAGGUCAGCCCGACAGCAGCUUCGGUAGCGACAGUGGGUACAGCCACCACACUUCCGGUACCACUGGCACCACAGGCACUCGCAGCAGCAACUCGAGGACGAAUCAUCGGAAGGACAAGCAUCGGAACUCGCAUCAUUCCCAUCACUCGGCCGACUACAUCGUGUCCUAAUGAUCGAUCGCGUGGGGGACGAUCGAGUCCGAGGAGGAGACGGAGCUUGUAAUACUUUUCUAACGAAUGUAGCGAUCCCGCGUUUCCUUUCGCGUAAUUUAUUUUAUUGUUUUCUUUUUUUUUUCGUUCUUCUCCUCUCCUUUGUUUUGUUUCUCACCAGGGAGGAGAGCGUUUUAUUUUCGCGAAACGACGGUGCUCGCGGUAUGUUUUUUUUUUUUUUUUUUUUUUUUUUUAAUUGUUGCGCGUGAUAUAGUAUUUUAGUAUUUCGAGACGUGUCUGGGGGAUGAAGGGAACGAAGAACCGUACUCCGAUGGACGAUCGAGAGAUUCAGGGGAUAUAUCCAACGCAGAGCAAUAGAACGACUGUUAACGGGAUGGUCUAUAUGUGGGGGGGAGGGGGGUGCGUACAGUCACGCAAACAGUGAUCUCUUAGUGAUUUAGCAAGACUAUUUAACAAAUUAUUUGUAAUCCAAAUGAGACUCAGGCUGGUACCAAAGGACGCUAACAAGUACUUCGACUUUUUAGCCUUCUAGUUUGUAAUUUAUACAAGUAGAGCUACUCGCGAGACGAUUUUUUAAAAGAAGAAACAAAAAAAACUAAGUAAAGAAACGCUGACGAGUUUCGUGCGAGACGUGCGACUACCUUCUCCGGGAAAGCUGCCGCCGCGUUUCAUCGUGAAACGAAGAGAAAAGGAACGAAAAAUAUAUAAAAAAAAAAAAAAAAGAAAAGAAAAGAAUAAAAGAGGAAACAGUCCACUGCCAAAUAAUCCUAAAUAAUAAUCCGCAAAAGACUGCCCCGCGACUGAGAGAUAUCUGCCAACUGGUUUCGUACAAACAAACAAAAAAACAAUUUGAUACGACCGCGCGAUAAGAGAAUUCGUCCCGCACGUUUCCCCCAUACGCCCCCCAUCGGACUGUAAAAUAGCACCUAAAUACCUUCUCGCGCACCUAGCUACACUCACGCGCAAUCCCACACACGUACGCGAGCACGAGCACGCGCGAACUCACACAAACGUAGUUUCACCGAAUAUAAUAAGCACGCUCGUCGAGUCGCAAUUUUAUCCUUCGUCAAUUACAAACGGUAAUUAUCGUAGCACGGAUAGCGUAACGUGCCAGCCGCGUAAGCUCUAGAGGAGGGACGGUUGGAAGGAAGCUCCUAUAUUUGCAAGCUCCUGUAUUUCCCGCGCGAGGCCGCGGCGCGCGCGUUCGAAUAAGAAAAAACGAUCGAGGAAAAGGACCGUAUAGACGGGGGGCUUUCGCCGAAAGCCUUACUUUUGCAAAGCCCGCUUUUGCAAAGAGAAUACAUAGUGUUCCUUCCGCGAGCCCUCUCCCGCUCGUACGACAUUCUCAAAGCCCUCCUCCGACGGCAGAUGGUUGCUACCCAAGACGGUUUGUUCGCCCCGCGCAUCGCGACGUUUCCUUUCGCAACGGAUCAAGUCGACGAUGGCCUAUCGUCUCUUUGAAUACGUGAAACGACCUCUUUGUGGGAUCGUCUUUCGGAAUACGCGUUCACGGAAGGAACGGGAACGCGCGCCGCGGGAUGACGUUAAUAAUACUCUCGCAGAAUCGUGCCCUUGCCCCCCCCCCCCCCGCCGCCGCCCCCCGCCCACCGCCAAGAAUAGACGAGGACGUUCCUCGUCGGCGUUAUUGACGUUAUCUCGCGCAGACCAUGGGAUUUCUAACAUUUGGUAGUCGCACGAUUUUACGCUCGCGAGACGCUUCGAUCAUGCUGCCAGAGAGACAGACCAACGUGAGAGAGAAGGAUUAUCGAGGGACAGUGGUCUUACCGCAGUCGGUGACGAGAUCGGUUGUCUGCUGGAGGUGAAAGACAAGGAAACUUUGUUGGAAUGAUUGAUAAGGGACAGUUUUUAGUAUCAGACUCGUAUUUCACGGUUUGACUCUCUGGUUUGGACUUGGGCUCGCCAAAUUAAUGUACGAAGAGAUUUUGCUAUGAUUAUAUUCAAGGGUGGUGGCCUCUUUCAAGCGAUAACUAUGAUUGAAAACAAGAAAGUUGGGGUGAUAUUUAUAUACGCGAAUUGUAUUGGGAUAUUUAUUAAAUUAAGGCAUGGAAACGUACGCAUUAUGUAUAUAAAAUCCUUUGCUUGGAACUUAUUAUUGAGAACGUGUAGAACGUGUAAGUGAUGGUACUAUAGAAUUUAUAGCUUCUAAAUAUCGUACCAAAGCAAAGAGUCAAAACAUGGAAUAGGAAAUACCUUAUUUGAGGCUGAAUAUUUCAAAAUUUCUUAUUCAAAAUUUGCGUCAACUUCGAUGGAGGCCAGUGUCUCCACCCGUGAGUCACAAGGGUGGUUCACUCCAUCCGAAGAGUUCUUCGAGCGGACGACUGAUUUGGGCCCGGCUGCGGGUUGUACAGACGCCCGCUGAUAUACAUACAUACAAUAUACAGAAGCAACCAUACCUAUACAUAGUAUAAGUGUAAGAAAGUAGAGAUCUAUUCGCGAGCGACCCUGUGUAAAUAUGAGACGAGAAGCGAAGGGAGAGUGACGCGUGGGAGCGUCCGUAUUCCUCCGGUGUAGCAUAGCUGUAUCAUAUCGUUAUCAGACAGUGUGGGUGCGUGUGUGCCAUGGUGCGAGAAAACAGAGAUCGAAUUUAAUAUAUAUAUAUAUAAUAUAUAUAUAAAUAAAAGUGUAUAAUUUUUAAAUUAUUUAUAAACGAGCGCGUUGCUUUGCGUCAACGGCAGCUACGCGUGCGCAAGGCGAAUGUGAAAAUGCGAGAGAGAAAAAGUGAGAACGUAAGAGUGGAAGAACGAUUGAAAAAGUUGCAGAGAGUGGACAUUGAAUUAUUCAAACGGGCCGUCCCGGAAACGAUUCUUUCGGAAUCCCGAGCACCUCCCUUCCGCUUCUUGGUACUGUACACUCUUUAGGUGCAUGUAGAGCGAAUACCUCGCGACAAAGAAAAAAAAAGAUCACUCUGUUGUAAAUAUAAUUUUAUAUGUACGACCCGGGGAAUUGGGUGUGUGUAGUAGCGGACACGCUACCGGAAGCACGCGGAGGACCACCCUCUCGAGCACCCCUGACUACUCUUCCGAAUAGAACAACAACAGAAGGAUGAAUAGGAACACAGGGACAAGACAGUUGCCAUAGAAUUGGAAUAAAAUGGAGGCUCGUUAGAUAGAAGACUCUUAACCGUAGAAGAUUUUUUUUAAACUGAAGAAUUCACACAGAUUUUGCUUUGCGAAGGCUUAAUAUUUGAGAAUAUAUACAGCAAUCUGAGGUGCACUCGAAAAGGACAGGAGAAGCGUGACCUCAGCCUCCAAGAAGCAUCGGUACUUACAAAACAUCCUGAACUCUGCUUUGAAGCAACCCUUAACGUAAUAUCUGAUUCUUAGUCCAUUUACAAACUUUGAUCCAACCCUAUCCCGACCAAAAUCACAUAAAUCAUAUCAGUAGUGUUACUGAAGCUACUAUUACCGAGAAACCUUUAAAAUCUCUCCCCACAGACUAUGGAAACCGCGAUUCAUGUUUGAGAGAGCGUAUCCAGGGGUGCUCCAGUGGGACCAGGGGUGCGCGGAUGCAAACGGAGGUGAACCGUGGGUGGUGUUACACGUACUUACAUCGCGGGAAAGCGCACGACCAGUCACGUAUGAUAAAAGAUGCGUACAAUCAAAUAGUGCGAGAGAGAGAGAGAGAGACGCGUUCGCGGCGCGGAAACGCUCAUGCGCGCAAACGGUGUCGAGGUAAACGCACGACGGAAUUAGAAGACGAGGGACAAACGCUUUUUGUACGAUUUUACGUCCAUGUUAGUCAGAACACGUUUUUCAAGAUCGUUUUUUAUAUAUAUAGUAUGCGGUAUAUAAGUAUAAUAUAUGCAAACACAGACACGCGUGUACAGUAGGUACGACGAAACCUAAUUUAUUAUCAUUGUUCUUAUUUAAAGUGGAGAGGGGGGACGUUGUUGUGAACCCCUUGGCAGCAAUCUGUAUUCGCUACCCAUGUACUUUAUCGCUAUCGACGAAUUGUUAUAUCGACCCUGAUGCGAAUCGUGUACAGUGUAUUGAUUAUUAUUAUUAUUAUUAUUAUUACUAUUAUUAUUUUAUUAUUAUUAUUGUCGUGCGUCGCCACCAGAGAUGAAUUCAGAGAGUUUUAUUUCGCUUUUCGUAUCUCGUUCUCGAAGAGAAUUCGCGCGAGAACCGAGCACAAAGAAGCGCGGUAACGUUAAUUCGUUUUUUCCCAAUCCUUUUGGAACGCCGUAUACGAGUUGCGAGAUUUCUUAUUUAUUGUUGCGUUCGAACGGGGGCAGGGACGCGGGGGUGUCGCGUUCCUCCCUUUCGGUCUCGCUAAUUUUAGCUGCGAUUUAGCAAUAUAGGCAGAAAGAAGCAGAGGGCAGAGGAAAAAAAAAACAUAGGCACUAGAGUACCUCGGAAAGAUAACAAGUAGCACUCUUGAAAGUUAGCUUGCACGGGCGUUCUCCUUUUCCAUCGUGCCGCGUUGCAAUCGAACCGUGAACGAUCGGGGUUCGGGGGUGAAUCAAAGGGUGAAUAGAGAGAAGGGCGAAGAUCGAUCGUCGCGUGGGGCGACGUAGGGAGACGGGAUCGUAAAAAGAGCACGUUAAAACGGCCCGAUCGACGGGGAGAACACCAGCUCGCAGAACAGGGUAACUAGCUCUAACAUCUAUCUCUUACGUCACUUAAGAAACAAAAAAAAAAAAAAGACUCUAUCACACUCGUUCACCUUAUGGUACCACAGGUUCACUCUAAUCACGAAUGUCGGCCAAGGCUAACUCGAAACACUAUCACACCUUCGUACUAAUAAACGAUUUACUAUUCAAUUUCA